Limulus polyphemus (Atlantic horseshoe crab) is the source of this 5207-nucleotide messenger RNA. Its product is annotated as ras GTPase-activating protein 1-like. The coding region runs from base 1 to 2829 and encodes 942 amino acids. Gene Ontology annotation, biological process: regulation of GTPase activity. NCBI's taxonomy places the organism in Eukaryota, Metazoa, Arthropoda, Merostomata, Xiphosura, Limulidae. The record is from RefSeq and is a predicted model, not a curated record. The transcript is spliced from 24 exons. Gene Ontology annotation, molecular function: protein binding.
AUGGCGGAUCUUAAAGAAGAGCUCGCUCAAAGCCGAGCGCGAAGACAAGCACAGGCUCUUCCAGGUAGCCAAGAAGACGUUCAAGAGGGUAGUAUGCUAGAUGAAUUUGACCCUUUUUCUGGAGAAACUGAUAUUUUUGAGGAAAAUGUUAACAUUUCUCUUACGGCACCACCCAAGACCCAAUGGUAUCAUGGACGGCUUGAUCGGCAUACAGCUGAACAACGGCUUCAGGUGACAAACAAACUGGCCAGUUAUCUGGUUCGAGAGAGUGACCGCAAACCUGGAUCGUAUGUUCUCUCAUAUUUAGGUCAUACUGGAAUCAAUCAUUUUAGAAUUACAGCUGUCUGUGGAGAUUACUAUAUUGGUGGUCGACAGUUUGAUUCGUUGUCUGAUCUGAUUGGUUAUUAUACUAGCUGGUCUGACCUAUUAAAAAAAGAGCGACUUGUACAUCCUGUGGCACCUCCAGAGCCUGUAAAUGAUAGAAAAAGAGUUGUUGCAGUAUUGCCCUAUAGCAAAAUGCCUGACACAGAUGAAAUCAGUUUUCAGAAAGGAGAUAUAUUCACUAUACAUAAUGAUAUUGGUGAUGGCUGGCUAUGGGCAACUCUUCACAGAACACAAGAAAGUGGUUUAAUAUUUGAGGAACUUGUAGAAGAAUUGGAGGAAAAUGUUGAUGCUAAUGAAAUCUACCCUUGGUUUCAUGGAAAUAUUACUAAAGAAGCUGCUGUUGAAAAACUUGCAAAAAUGGGACCAGGCAGCUUUCUAGUAAGGCCUUCUGAUAACUCUCCUGGGAAUUAUUCUUUGUUUUUCCACAUCAACAAUACCAUUCAGAGGUUUCGCAUAGAACACAGAGGAAACAGAUAUUUAAUGGGAGGAAGAUGCUUUGACAGCUUGGAGGCAGUCAUUAACAGAUAUAAAAGUGAGCAGAUAGUUGAAGGACACACCUUAGGUGAUCCAGUUUUAAAGACACCAUGUGAAUCACGAGGAUUAAGCAAAGCUCAAGAAGUUCAACGAAAAUCCCAAGACAUUUAUGCCACUCUGAGAGAAAACCGAGAGUCUGGAGCAGCUAAACGGAACAAGGAUAUUCGCAUGACUGGUUAUCUAAAUAAAAAAAGUCAAAGCAACAAAAAAUGGAAAAACCUUUACUUUGAACUACAAGCUAAGGAACAACAACUAAUCUACUAUGAAAACCCCAAACGAACAAAACCUAAGGGAUUGAUUGACCUUAGCUACACCUAUUUAUACAUGGUACAUGAUAGUUUAUUUGAAAGGCCCAAUUGUUUCCAGCUUGUUGAAAAAGCUUUACCAUGCAUCAGCACAACAUAUUACCUCUGUGCUAGUUCUCCUGACACUGCUCUGCAAUGGCUUCAAAGCAUUAAGCCAUUAUGUGCACCACAUCAGCGAGGACGAGCGCCUAGUCAUAAUGUCUCUGAAGUUCGAAGUUUACAUCUGACUCUUCUAGAAGCUCAUCGUCUACCUGUCCGUCUCGUUCCACAUCCUUUUUGUAUCAUCUCCUUGGACAAGGUCAAAGUUUGCCGCACACAAGUCAAGUGUCCCCCUGACCCCAUUUGGGAAGAGGAUUUCCUUCUUGAAGACAUUCCAUCCGACAUUAGAACCUUUUGUAUCACGUUGUAUAAUAAAGCUAAAAGGUCAAGUGACAUAGAAAUUGCGGAAAUGUCUGUGGACCUUACUACACUAGUCAGUGGAGAAGAAGUUGAAGAUUGGUACCCUCUUAGUGGACUCAGUGCCCCAGUCCUCGAAGACUGGGGCUCUCUCAGAGUCAGGACUCGUUAUGUGCAUGAGGUUAUUAUGCCACAGCGAGAAUAUGAUGCUUUAAAAGAGUUGCUUCUUGAGGAAGACCUAGAGAUUAUCAGUGUUUUAGCUGAUAUAUGUCAUCGUGACAGAGCACCUUUAGCUACAGCAGUUCUACGAGUUUUCAGGUUUGAAAAAAAAGAGGCAAUGUUACUUAAGACAAUGAAUGACAGGGAAAUAGAGCAUGAAGAUGAGACCUCAACAUUGUUUCGGGUUGCGUCGCUAACAACUACAUUGAUGGAUCAAUACAUGAGGUCCACUGCGCACCACUUCUUACAGCAGGCCCUUCAGGAGUCCAUUCAAAAAGUGAUGGAGAGUAGACAGUCAUGUGAACUGAAUCCCAGCAAGCUAGAAAGUCCAUCAGAAGCAUGCACAAAUGCUGAACAUUUAUUAAGUCUCUUAGAUGAAAUCAUUGAAUCAAUCUUUGCUGCAGUGGAUUCUUGUCCAAAGACACUCCGAUAUAUUUGUAGCUGUUUACAGAAAAGUGUAAUGGCCAAAUGGCCGAAUGAUCCAUUGGUUAAAACUCGUGUCGUAAGUUGUUUUGUUUUUUUACGAUUGCUCUGUCCAGCCAUUCUGAACCCAAGACAGUUCAACCUAAUUAAUGAUACUCCUUCAGAGACAGCUGCACGUAGUCUUAUACUGGUAGCCAAGUGUCUACAGAACCUAGCCAACCUUGUAGAAUUUGGUGCUAAGGAGCCUUGGAUGGAAGUGAUCAACCCUUUCAUUUUGAAGAACAAAAACAGAAUGAUUAAGUUCCUUGAUGACAUAUCGGUGAGUAAGAACAAAAACAGAAUGAUUAAGUUCCUUGAUGACAUAUCGAAUGUACCAGAAAGACCUGACCCUGAGGAGACAAUAUCAGGAGACCCAGCACGUGACUUAGCAACUAUUCAUCAUAUCUGUGCCACAGAGAAAGCAAAGCUUCAGAAUCUCAGUCAAAACUCUGCUACUUUGAGAAAGUUAAUCACAGUCACAGAAAUGCUGUCCAAGCACAAGCAAGUCUACAUGGAAAUGCUGAGGUAGUGAAUGAAAGGAAGCAAGUCAAGAACAGCACAGCCAGGCCCAGGAAGGUUCCUUCUGUGUACUGCCAGUUACUUGAAUUUCAAGCCCAUUGCUAGUUGUAUACUCCAACAGGAAUCUUGUCUGGGUCGUUGGUUAACUUAGUUGUAUGCUCCAACAGGAAUCUUGUCUGGGUCAUUGGUUAACUUAGUGUGGUGAGUGAGUUGGUGCUCUGCUUAUGUUUUUUUCGUAGCAAAUUUGCUCUUUGUUCCUAAAUUAUUUCUGCUGCUUGUUCCUUUAUUGGAGAAUAUACCUCAUAGAUCUUCAGACAUUCCAUAUAAACAGUUGGCUUGUUAAUUUUUUCUUCCAAAAGGAAUGUUGACCCUAUGUUUUUUUUUUAUCUGUUCUGUCAGCAGAUGUACAUCUGUAUGUAUAACAGGAACCUGCCUUACCCUAGUGUUACCUGUUAGUGUUUGUGAACUUCAUUUUUGUUGUUGUCUUUUCCCUAAUCAAUGUGAUCGUUAUGAAAUAUAUGAAACAGCAGCAGAAACCAUACUUUGUGAACUACUGAUAUCUUUCCACUUCUAAAGCUGAUGACAUGAAAAUUAUCUGUGAGAAGCCAAUAGUACAACUUAAAAUCACAGUCUUAAAAUUAAAAAAAAAGUUCUUAUAGUUGAUAAGAAAGUAUAAUCAAAAUUGCUUUGUUCAUACAAAGAUGGUUAGAUGUGUUUUAUUUAAAUAGAUGUACAACAAAGUUAGCUAGCUGAAUCUCAGCUUAAAAAUUGACAAACUUGGUGAUGUUUCCUCAUAAUUGUAAUCAUAAUAUGAAUGAGCUGAUAUGUAAAAAUGUGUAGUACAAAGCCCAAAGUCACCAGUUGGUCCUUAGAAGAUGUGUAUCAAAGUAUCAUCAGUAUUUGAGAUUCCAGAGUCUGAUAAUGUUAUAAUGUUUGGGUAAUUCAAGUAAUAUUUACUUAGUUUUUUUGUGAGUUGAAUAUAAUAUACUUUUACUGCCUUCAAUGGUUGGUGUUAAUGUUGUUGUGCAGAUGUUAUAACUGUACUGCCUUGUAAAUAGAAGUAGCCCCUGUAUUAGUCAGUAGUGUUUGUAAAGCUGUGUCUGUUUUCAAAGUCUUUGUAUGUUUCAUUUAAACAGUUACCUAAAGUCAUUGGUUUUCAAUUCCUCGUGUUUACAUGAGUGAAAAGACAUCUGGACUUCCUAAUGUCCCAGCUCACUUUCAUUUGAUUUUUUUUUUUUCACUUGUUAUUCACCUUUGUUAGCUUUUUACUUUUUCAAUUGUUAUUCAGUAUUUUCAAAUUAGACUCUUCAAAAUAACUGGUUAGUAAUUAUUAAUACUGUGUUCCCUUGUUCGUUUAGUAGUUCUGAUGAGAUGGUGUACUGGGAAGAGAUUUUUUUCUGUGAAAUGUUCAUCUCAAAGCACAUUUAGCAGUAAUUGGCUUUAAUAACAAGUUCAGGAAAACCAUAUCGAUGUUUUAAGUUAAGGCAUUUAUAAUAGUACUGUGAUACUAAAGUUGUAAGUUUUUCUUAUUGGGGACUUCUUUUAAAAGGAUAUGGCUACAAAAAAAAUAUUAAGUAUGCUCACAUAUAGCUUUAUAUAUUUCUGUCUGUGUUUUGUAGGAUGGCUUUGUCUUUUGGUACUACACCUUACAUUAAAGUAGGCUUCCAGAAAAACCUGUAAGGUCCAGACACUACCACUGUUUGCAGAUGUUUGAAAGUAUACAAAGAGAGUAUCUUAAAAAAAAACAACUAAUUUCUCUAAAAAACAAAUACUCUAUUAUCUCUGCAUAAAUUAAGAUGAUAGGAAAGCUAGCAAGUGUACACCAGCUGUUACUGUUUAUCAUUUGCUAUAGAAACUUAAAUAAGAUGUCUGAUUGGAUAGUUCAUCACAAAGAAACUAUAUUGCUGUGUCCAUCAAACAGCUCCUUAAGCUAUAAAUUACCUUACACAUUCAUUCCAACUUACCUUUUUAGGAAGAACUUUGAAAGUCAGAAAUUGUUUUCUCUUCCGUUUACAGUUCAUGAAGAGACACUGGUUCGCAGUAUGUCUUUAGAUUUGUAUUGGCUUACUUUCAGUAAAAAACAUCAGCCUUGCUAAUAGGCUUAAAGAUCCUCGUUAUCAAAUAAGCUUGAAAUUUUUUUGCAUAUUUCACUUGAUUUCAGUACAUUUUCAGAUGAAUGGUUUAUUUUGAAUUUGGUAUUUUAAAAUUUAUUAUCUUUAUAAUGUUUGUAUAGUGGUUAUUGUGAGUAGGUUUUUAUUAACACUCAUUUUACAGGACAGUAUAAGCUGGCUUGCUUUGACUGCCUCUGAAGACCAAGGAUAGCUUGCUUUCUUAUUGUUUUGUUUCUGUACUCAAAAAACAUUUCGUAUAAUUUUUAAUUUUCUUGUU